AUGGAUGACGACGGAGCUGCAGGUGCUUCUACCGCUUCAGCCCCAAUCCGACGUAAGGUCCACGUCAAGUCGAGAUUGGGCUGCUUCGAAUGCAAAAGACGCCGAGUCAAGUGCAACGAGGGCAAGCCUUCAUGUGGCAAUUGCGUCCGUCGGCUCACAACUUGCGUCUACCCCAGCAGGGAUCGGCAGUCCUACACCUUCUCAGCCACAGAAUCUCAGUCGCCCUCCUUGUCAGAUGACGGGCAUCACUCUGAACAUGCCCAAUCGCCUUCUUAUUCCUCGCCCUUUCUGACCUCUCCCGAAGCUUAUGCUCUUUGUCCUACACACUUUUGCCUCGAAGACUUGGCACUUCUCCACCAUUGGACCACAACUACCAGUCGGACUAUUUACCAAACACCUAAAUACGAUCAUCUCUGGGGUUUAGUAUGUCCCCAAAUUGGCCUGCAGCAUAUAUUUCUGCUUCAAGCCAUCUUCAGCAUUACAAGCCUCCAUCUAGCCGAAACAAAUCCAGCGCACGAGAGGCACCAUGUUGUCACUGCUAUCCGCCAUCAUGGGAAAGCUCUCCAGGGCUUCAGUGAAACUCUCUACUCCGCCAAUGCCAGCAACGGCGAGGCACUCGUCUUGUUCACGACUCUGAAUAUUUUCUACACCUUCGCCAUAAACAAGAAACCCGAACCAGACGCUAACGACGUAUCGCGCCGCAGGGCCAUUCUUCUCGGUGCUGAAUGGAUCCCCAUGGUUCGCGGCGUCGGGACUGUCCUUGGCACAGUCUUCGACCAUAUACGGUUUGGGCGCUUGGAAAAGCUAUUCAGUAUCAACAACUGGGAUAGCCUGGACCUCGAUGGCAUGGCGGCCUCUGAAUACUUUGAUGGAAUCGAGGUGGUGUGGGCUCAAAGCCAGCGCGAAGACAUUGCCAUGUACGAGCUCGUGCUGCGGCUUUUAAAGCAAUGCAGAAUGUUCAUGGUGCAAUUCCAAGGCGCACGAGUUGAUGAUAUAGAUGAUUCAAGCUACAACCGACAGUGGGCCGGUCCCUUGGUAUUCAUUCAUUGCGUGCCUGAGCAGUACUUUGAAAGGUUGCAACAACGGCAGCCUCCAGCCCUUGUGUUAUUCACAUUCUUCGGCGCCAUGUUGAAUUCGCUGGACCACAUUUGGUGUUUUAGUGGCUGGGGGAGGAAUAUUAUAAGUGCUGCUGAGGAGGUUCUGGGAGAUUAUUGGAAACAAUGGACUGAACGGAGCCGCCGUAUGAUGGAGGCAGGUAGCUAG
Molecule: messenger RNA, 1263 nt
Organism: Clonostachys rhizophaga
Lineage: Eukaryota; Fungi; Ascomycota; Sordariomycetes; Hypocreales; Bionectriaceae
Source: the annotation of a GenBank genome assembly